GCCUUAUCCAGCGUACUGGUUCUGCCGGUUCGGUUGCCGGUGGUGCCGUUGGCCCAUGACUCGGAAGCCUCUCUCCAGCCUUUGCUUCGUGAGCCAUCUCGCCUCGCCCACGACGGUCUGACAAGAGGUUGCCGUGACACAUCACCACAAGCUUAGAGCUUCUGUACACUACUUGAGUCUACAGGGACCUACCUAGGUAGGUAGGUACGAGCCGAAAGCUUGCGGGACGGGGUUGCUCCUGAGUCGUGAGAACUCAAUAGACAGCCAGAGAGUUGAAGCGCCAUGGCAGGUGCUGGACACGUGAACAUGAUGGACGACGUCCUCAUCUCGCAUUUACCCCCUGUCCUGCUCAGGUCGGCCUUGAGGCUUCUCGUCUCACGCGGCGUCGCGACCCAGCGCCCCUUCGUCGAGCACAUACGCGCGCAAUUGUUGGAGUCACCACCGGCCUUCACCGACGCGUCCACCCUCUUCCCCCCCGGGGACGAUGGACGUCUCUCGAAGGACUGCUUGCGCUACGUCGCCUCGACGCGGUGCAUCUUCUCGAGCAAGCUGGCCGAGGCCGCACUUCCAUACCUUACCCAUUUCGUUAGCAGCCUGCAAGAAGCAGGAGCACGGUGGGCACCCGGGGAUGAGCUGGAUAGACUUCUUGACCAUGUCUCUGGUGACAUUGUGCAGGCCAUCCAGGCACUCAAAGAGUGCGAGCCAGAGCCCACGUCAGCUCUGUUUGAUGCUUUGCAGGGUCUCUUGGACAAGCUCGAGGCCGUGUCCAGCUACUGCUCCAGCGUUGGCCCCCAGUCCCUAAGAUUCCCUUUCACUAGGGCAGAAAGGCAGCUCCGGGAUGCCAUUGGCUUUCUGUACCCGGGAGCAGCGGCUUCACUCUCGUAUCCAGAAGCAGCCAAGACCAUCAGCAUAAGCGUCACGAAGCGGCGUGCCGAUAUAGAGACGGUCCAGCUGGGCCCAUACCGCAUGCCGCGUGUGUUUAACGGGUUCUGGCAGCUCUCUUCUCCCGCAUGGGGCAGCGCAAGUUCACAGGGCCAGGAAGCGGCCCUUGCUGAGCUCAUAGAGCUCGGCCUGAGCACUGCUGAUAUGGCAGAUCAUUACGGCGACGCCGAGCUGGUCUAUGGGGGUUUCCGGAAUAGGCUACCGGCUGAGGUGCGGGAUGCGGUCCACGCGGCCACGAAAUGGUGCGUCUUUGGCCCUGUGAGCCAGCCGGUGAGCACACAGUACGUGCUUCAGGCUGUUCAAGAGAGGUCACGUCGGCUCGGUGGCCGCGUCGAGCUCCUGCAGUUCCAUUGGCAUGAUUACACCUCGCAUGAGUACCUGGAUAUACUCGUUGAGCUUGUGAAGAUCACACAUAGCCAUCCUGAUCUCGUCUCCGCCAUCGGGCUCUGCAACUUCGAUGCCCAGCACACGGCAUACGUCUGUGAGCAUAUCAUGGAAAAGACAGGAACAGUAGGGAUUGUCUCCAACCAAGUCCAGUUCUCGCUAAUUGACUCGCGCCCUCUGCGACGCAUGUCUGCUGUGUGCGAGAAGUACGGCAUUAAAUUACUCACUUAUGGCUGUUUUUGCGGCGGCUUCAUAUCGUCCCAAUGGCUUGGCCAGCCGACGCCGGAGCUCUACUCCGAGACGAGGCCACUUACACCUUCACAAAGAAAGUAUCUUGGAAUGGUGCAGAUUUGGGGCAGCUGGCAUGAAUUCCAGGCGCUCUUGCAGACGCUCUCCUCGGUGGCGAGGAAACACGGCAAGGGGAUCUCACUAACCAACAUCGCAGCACGCUGGGUACUUCAGCAGCCCGCCGUGGGUGCUGUAAUCAUAGGAACUAAGCUAGGAGUGUCGAACCACGCAGUUGAAAAUCUCAAUGUCUUCAAAUUCAGACUGGAUAAAGAGGAUAUGGCUAUCAUCGACAUGGCCAGCUUGGGCAAGAGUGGGCAAAAGACAAAGGCAGUUUUCCAAAGUCUAGGAGAUUGUGGCAAUGAAUAUCGGGCUAUGCACUAGGUCCUGCCCAGGUUGUUAGACUUCAGUACUAUAUACCAAGGAUAUCUAGCUUAUUCUUGCUAGACUACCUUCGUAAUCAAACUUGGUCAUGACUCAGAA
Diaporthe batatas is the source of this 2094-nucleotide messenger RNA. RefSeq lists its product as uncharacterized. The record is from RefSeq and is a predicted model, not a curated record. The transcript has 9 exons. The coding region runs from base 283 to 1995 and encodes 570 amino acids. Lineage: Eukaryota; Fungi; Ascomycota; Sordariomycetes; Diaporthales; Diaporthaceae.